AUGGAACCCAGAUUGGGGUUUCCACUUCUCUUCUUAUUGUUAUUAUCUAUCUGUUUCAAUGUGGAAUCAAAGUGUCAGAAAGGAUGCAACCUGGCUCUUGCCUCCUACUAUGUUUGGGUUGGUUUUUUCAAUCUCACGACGGUUUCGCAGAUUAUGCAAUCCCCAAUUCUUCAAAAUCCUGAAGAUAUCGUCAGCUAUAACAAAGGCCAACUGUCUACCCCAGACUAUGUCCAAACUACCACUCGAGUGAACGUACCGUUCCCUUGCGAUUGCAUCGGUGGUGAAUAUCUAGGUUACGUAUUCAAGUACCCGAUUCAAACAGGGGACACAUAUAUGAAGGUUGCGAAUCAGAGCUAUUCCAAUCUAACCAUUGCUUCGUGGUUGCAGAGCCACAAUGGCUAUCCGCCGAACAAUUUUCCUAAUUCUGGAACAUUGAAUGUGACGGUGAACUGUUCGUGGGGGGAUAGCCACGUUUCGAGAGAUUAUGGGUUGUUCAUCACGUACCUGCUUAGAGCUGAGGAUUCUUUGGAUUCAAUUGCGAACCAGACGAAUCUUGAUCGAUCGUUGCUGCAGAAGUAUAAUCCUGGUGUUAAUUUUAGCAGAGGGAGUGGUGUGGUGUAUAUCCCCGGGAAAGGGCUAAAAGGCAUAGGCAUUGCAGGAGUAUCUGCUCGAGCAAUUGCUGGAAUUCUGUUAUUGACAGUUUGUCCGUAUGUUGUGUAUUACCAAAAGAAGAAGGAGAAAGAGGAAAAAUUGCUUUCAGUAUACGCUGCUCAACCUGGAAAGGAUUCCAAUGGUCCUCCUGCUCCUGCUGAUACUAGCAUCAAAGGUAUUACUGUGGACAAAUCAGUUGAGUUCUCAUAUGAAGAACUAGCUCAAGGCACAAAUAACUUUGUUAUGGAAAAUAAAAUUGGUCAAGGUGGUUUUGGGGCUAUCUACUAUGCAGAGCUGAGAGGCCAGAAAGCUGCAGUAAAAAAGAUGGAGCCACAAAAAUCAAGGGAGUUUCUUGCUGAAUUGGAAGUGUUAACUUGUGUUCAUCACCUAAACUUGGUGCGCUUGAUUGGAUAUUGUGUUAAGAAGGAUUCCCUUUUCCUUGUGUAUGAAUAUAUUGACAAUGGAAACUUAAGCCAACACCUGCGAGAUUCAGCUAGAGAACCCUUGCCAUGGUCUGUGCGAGUGCAAAUUGCUCUGGAUUCAGCCAGAGGUCUUGAAUACAUUCACGAGCAUACUGUGCCAGUAUAUAUUCAUCGUGACAUAAAGUCGGAAAAUAUAUUGAUAGACCAAAACUUUCGGGCUAAGGUUGCAGAUUUUGGGUUGACCAAGCUCACUGAAGUGGGAAGUUCAUCACUUCCCACUGAAAAUUUUGCAGGCACAUUUGGUUAUAUGCCACCUGAGUAUGCUUAUGGUAGUCUUUCGCCGAAAAUUGACGUCUUUGCUUUUGGAGUUGUCCUAUAUGAACUUAUAUCUGCUAAAGAAGCUUUGUCCAGGGCUGGUGGAGCUGGUUCUGAAACAAAAUCCCUUGUCUCUUUGUUUGAAGAAGUUCUUGAGAAGCCUAAUCCAAAAGAACAUCUUCAAAAGCUUGUUGAUCCUAGGCUCGGUGAUCAAUACACAAUCGAUUCAGUUUACAAGGUUGCACAGCUAGCCAAAGUGUGCACAGAUGGAGACCCAGACCGACGUCCAAGCAUGAGAUCUAUUGUGGUGACUCUAAUGACACUUUCUUCUUCUCCUUCUGUGGAAUGGGACACUGCCUGCUUGUAUGAAAAUCCAACAUACACAGAAAUGUUGUUCGGAAGGCUGAUGUAGAAAAUAUAUGUCAAUAAUAUUUAAAUUAAGUGACUCACAUGUUAUUUUGGAUUCCCCUUGUUUUUAAAUCCAAAAUAAUAAAUAAUAAUAAUGCUAAUUUUUUCAUCAAAUGAAAGGUUUCAUAUCCGUAUAUUUUA
Neltuma alba is the source of this 1937-nucleotide messenger RNA. Its product is annotated as lysM domain receptor-like kinase 3. Gene Ontology annotation, molecular function: transmembrane receptor protein kinase activity; ATP binding. Gene Ontology annotation, biological process: innate immune response; protein phosphorylation. The transcript has 11 exons. Lineage: Eukaryota; Viridiplantae; Streptophyta; Magnoliopsida; Fabales; Fabaceae. The coding region runs from base 1 to 1800 and encodes 599 amino acids. The record is from RefSeq and is a predicted model, not a curated record.